Molecule: messenger RNA, 792 nt
Organism: Miscanthus lutarioriparius
Lineage: Eukaryota; Viridiplantae; Streptophyta; Magnoliopsida; Poales; Poaceae
Source: the annotation of a GenBank genome assembly
AUGAGGCCCUCCACCAGCGCCGCGACGCCGCCGGCGUCGCCGGUCCCGACGGCGCUGACUAGCCCUAAGUCCGGCGCCACCAAGCGGCAGCGGAAGGCGGUGCCGCUCGGCGACGUCACCAACUUUCUCCUCCCCGAGACCCCGACCCCGAUCAAGCCCAGAAGAAAUGCACGCCGGCCCCUCCCCGCGCCCUCCGAGGCCUCGGCUGUCUCCUCCACCUGCUCCUCCUCCGCCUCGGUCACCCCGGCGCUCAAGCCUUCCUCCUCCGCGCCGGCCACUCCCGCGCCCAAGCCGUCCUCCGCCGCCCCUGUCACGCCCGCGCCCGAACCGUCCUCCUCCGCCGCGGUCACGGCCGCACCCAGGCCUCCCAAGCCGUCCUCCACUGCCUCCGUCACGCCCGCGCCCAAGCCUUCAUUCGCCGCCGUCCUCGACGAGGAGGGGAGCGUGUUCGAAUCGCCGACCAUCUGCACGGUUUACGCGAGGCGCAGGACUACCGAGGCUGAGGCUGAGGCCGAGGGACGGAUCAACCCCACCAUCACCAACAAGGGCAAGGAACCCGUCGGUGCUGCGGCAAGUUGCCCGCCUCUUGGAAAAUCCACGAAGAAUAUCAGGAAAAAGGAUACUCGGCCCAUCUCUUUGUCAGCUACUUGUCGGGAAGCUAAAAAGAAACGGCCCCUUGCAAGGACACCCAAGUUACCAGAAGAAUUUGUCAAAAAGCAGAGAGCAUACUUUGCAGAUGUGGAUGCCUUUGAACUGGCAGAGGAGGAGGUAUCAGAAUCUGAGCUGGAGUGA